Molecule: messenger RNA, 837 nt
Organism: Pocillopora damicornis (cauliflower coral)
Lineage: Eukaryota; Metazoa; Cnidaria; Anthozoa; Scleractinia; Pocilloporidae
Product: putative adhesion G protein-coupled receptor E4P
Biological process (GO): G protein-coupled receptor signaling pathway; cell surface receptor signaling pathway
Cellular component (GO): plasma membrane
Molecular function (GO): G protein-coupled receptor activity
Source: RefSeq, a predicted model, not a curated record
UUUCUGUUUCCUGGGUUCAUUUUUGCUUUACUUUAAGGUGGAACGUGGCACUAAUGAAGCUUCAAACAAGAGAAAUUAAGACCAAGAUUAAUCAUUAUUUAAAUCCCGGUUGAGUACUAAAAGCUUUUUAAACAAACGGCCUGAACCCUAUGUAAGAUAACAUACUUAUAGCAAGAUCUCCCUGAGAGAUUUUUAAACCAUCUUUUUGUUAAUUAAGAAUACCUGACUGUUUAAUCUUUAAUGGACAAAAAUAGAAAUAGAUUUAAAUUUUGCAAGGCUGUUUUUGGAACCCUUCAAAGGCUUAUUCACCGAUUGUUUGCAUUCACUGCAGAAAAUUUAUCAUCUUAAACUUGACUUAUUAAAAUCCAGAAAAGGGAAAACAUCACUGACAUACUUCUGAAGACUAUGGACGACUUUGCUUUUCAAGUGAACAGUAACCUUGGUAACUCAACCAGUAAAUCGGAGUUAUUAUCAAGAAACAUUGCUCUUAGAGUUGAUCGCUGGAACCCAAAACAUGAGUUGAAGGUUGACUUCGCUCAAUAUGGCGCAACAAUCCUUGUUCCUGGCUCAGCGAUCUCGGACACAAUAGAAACUCGCAUGUCCACCAUUGCCUACAGAACACUUAAAAAUGUCCUUAGGCUUCCAGUCGAUGGACCCAGUAAUAAUCAGAGCGCCGGAAGUAGGCUUCGGAGAAGUGGUACAAGCAUUGUUUCUUUCACUAUUCAUGAUCGUGUAUCUGGUUCCCUGAAUAAACCUAUCAAGCUGGCUUUUAAUCACAAUAACAAGCGUUCUGAUUUGAUUGGACAGUGCGUUUUCUGGGAGAUCGACCAAUCGCAG